UAUAUUUUCCUCUUUUAAAGUAUUUUUCUUGCAGUAGGGUUUGUGGCGAAACCAAGUUUCACUUUUCUUUCUCUUCUCCUUCAUCAUCAUCAUCAAAGAAGCUGUUCUUUCAUGGACAUUACUCGCUACCGCUUCAACAAUGGAUCCGACGGCCAAAAUCUCCCGCCGGGCUUCAGAUUUCAUCCCACCGACGAAGAACUCAUCACUCAUUACCUUCUCCGCAAGGUUCUUGACAAUUGCUUCACCAGCAGAGCCAUUGCAGAAGUUGAUCUCAACAAGUGCGAGCCUUGGGAACUUCCCGAGAAAGCGAAGAUAGGAGAGAAAGAAUGGUACUUUUUCAGCCUCCGAGACCGGAAGUAUCCGACGGGACUGAGGACGAACAGAGCCACGGAGGCUGGAUACUGGAAAGCCACCGGAAAGGACAGGGAGAUAUACAGUUCAAAGACUUGUGCCCUUGUUGGAAUGAAGAAGACUCUUGUCUUCUACAAAGGAAGGGCUCCAAAGGGUGAGAAGAGUAACUGGGUCAUACACGAAUACCGCCUCGAGGGCAAAUUCUCCUACCAUUUCAUCUCCAGAAGCUCAAAGGAUGAGUGGGUGAUAUCUAGGGUUUUCCAGAAGACUGGCUCCGGCUGCGCAGGAGCUAGUGCAGGCGGUGAUGUUAACAAAAAGACCAAAAUGCCCUUCGCCGUGGGUGGGAUUUACCAUGAACCCAGAUCCCCUUCCUCCGCCUCUCUCCCUCCUCUUCUUGAUCCAACCGCAGCCGCCGCCGCCGCUUCCUUCAACAGCUCCUACGGUGGCCGCAGCACCACAACCACCGCCGUCACGGCCGCUAAAGCGGUGGCCGAGCACGUGUCCUGUUUCUCCACUACUACUACUACUACUACUACUAAUGCUGCAGCUGAUUCCUUGGGCCUGACCGUUGACCCAUUUUUCCCUCCACCGCCGCCGACGGCUGCGGCGAGCUUUGAGCCCUUUGCCCGUUUCUUUUCAAGAAACGUCGGCGGCGGCGUCUCGGCUUUACCUGACUUUGGGUCUUUCAACGAGAAUUUCAAUCAGUUGCCGUACUUUGGUUCGUCCGUUUCUCCGGCCACCGCAUUUCUGUCAUCGUCCCACGACGCCGCCGCCAUCAACUACUGGCCGCCGCCGCAGAUGUCGGAGGAUAACGAUACUAAAGCUGGUCUUGUUCAUGCAGGACUUGACUGCAUAUGGAACUGCUGACCACGACCACGAGACCCGGCGAACUUAUACCUAACUAGGGUUUUCUCGUGACCCAAAACUAUCUCUAGGGUUUGUUUUAGUUUACCUUUUAAAAAAUUAUUUUCUAGCAUUGAUUGAAGGUGUGCUGGAAAAUGCUUAUUGAACCGUUUAAGCGUAUAAUAUAUUAAUUAUGUUGUGAAAAUGAUCAC
Tarenaya hassleriana is the source of this 1406-nucleotide messenger RNA. RefSeq names its product protein CUP-SHAPED COTYLEDON 2-like. The transcript is spliced from 3 exons. The record is from RefSeq and is a predicted model, not a curated record. Gene Ontology annotation, molecular function: DNA binding. Gene Ontology annotation, biological process: regulation of DNA-templated transcription. Lineage: Eukaryota; Viridiplantae; Streptophyta; Magnoliopsida; Brassicales; Cleomaceae. The coding region runs from base 112 to 1218 and encodes 368 amino acids.